AUGGACGGUUCGGCAAAAUACACAGGUUUUAAUGAACAAAGAGAAUGCACAGACAUUCUCCUGAUUGGAAAAACAGGAAACGGAAAAAGCUCCACCGGAAACAGUAUUCUUGGAAGACAAGCAUUUGUAACUAGAGCUAGUCCUACAUCUGUGACCAAAAGGGCGCAGACGGGAUACUCAGACCUCGGCGACCGCAUCGUGAAAGUGGUGGAUGUUCCUGGAAUUUAUGACACCGACCUAGGCUCCACCCAGGCUCUUGAACUAGUGAUAAAUGCAGUACAGCACGCCGUAGCCGCAAAUCCGAGAGGAUACCACGCCAUUCUGCUGAUUGUACCCAUUGGGAGAUUCACCAAUGAGGAUUACAAGGCGGUGCAACAACUUAAAGGGAUUUUUGGGUCCGAAUUUGUAGAGAAGUUCACUAUUAUUGUUAUGACUCAUGGCGACACUUUUGACCUUAAAGAGAAUAAUGUGAAAACAUUUGAAGAGUGGUGCAUGAAACAUAGAGGUGUUUUCAAAAAUCUGCAUAACGAAUGCAAGAACAGAAUAAUCAAGUUUGAUAACAGAACCAAAGAUGAGAUUAAACAGAACGAUCAGCGCCGGCUUCUGUUGACAAUGAUUGAUAACAUGAGCCAAAAUGGAGAUCGAUAUAGCGAUGAGCACUUUCAGAUGGCAAGGGCGGAACGUGAUCGGGUGUUGGUUGAGGCAAAGCUUCCGGUAAUCCGUGAAGAAAGCGUCAUGGAAGCCAGCCUGAUAAUCCAGCAGCUUGGACAAAUCCAGCUGGAUGAGCCGGAACGACAACUUGACAGACUGAGGAUUGUGAAACGUAGAGCUGAAAACCUGGUUAAGGGUAUCAUCGCUCAGGACCAAGGGACUGGUGUCCUACAGGAAGUCAUUAACAACGCCCGAAACAUAAGUCUGGAGAUCGAUGAGCAAAUUAAGUCCAUUAAAGCAGCAAUUGAGAUACGAGCUCAAAAUCCUUAUCCACAGCGACAGCAGCAAGUACACAGUAAAUAUGCGAAACAGCAGAGCCAACCUGAAGAUAUCGACUCUUUAUAUGCAGCAGUGGUGGAGCAGAUACAACAGUCUAACGAGAGAGCAGAGCAGGAGUACAUAAAUAUGGUGAAAACACAAGAGGAAAUCCUACAACCAACAUUAAUCAGAAGAAUUUAUGAGAAAUUAUCUGGAGCCAUCAGGAGCAUGUUUGGGAUGUGA
This is a messenger RNA of Candidula unifasciata, 1212 nucleotides long. The record is from the annotation of a GenBank genome assembly. NCBI's taxonomy places the organism in Eukaryota, Metazoa, Mollusca, Gastropoda, Stylommatophora, Geomitridae.